ACUCUUCUUCUUGCUGAGUUUGGUGGUUUGGGGUUUUUUUAAAUCAGUGUAAAUGGAAGCAAAGCUUGGCUUUCUUGAAUGUUGGGUGGUUCGUGGUGUUCUGCUGCUGUCUGGGGCUUUGUCCCACUGGAUGCUGAGUUCAUUCGCUUCCCUCCCGGCUCUUGCAGUUCCUCUGGUGCCUUCUGAGUGAUGAAGUCCCAGGUUUGAGUCCCCAGGAUGGAUUUAAACCCUCAGGAACUAAAUACCAGCCUUCUCCAAAGCAGAAAGUAAAUUAAAGCAUUGCUGGGAGUGCUGGGGGGGAUAUUUGCUACAGGCCUUGUGGUCUGUCACCCAGGGCUGUUUUAAAAACUAGCUGUCACUGUAACUUUCCAGACACCCCUGGAAAAGGUGAGUGGGGCUGUAAUGUAACCUGAGGAGAAUGGAGCUAGAAUGUAAUUUUCUUGCCCAGCUGAAACAAAAUCCAGCAUUUUAAACAGAAGGUGCUGUUGUUGACUUUAUUUAGGAGAAGGAACGGUAAGUACAGGGUUAAAGCUUCUGCUAAUAAAUAAAUUCUUCUCCUUUCUCUUGGGAAAGCAGCUUCUGUGUAAAAGCCCCAGAGAAAUCCCCUGGUAUUUGCUGGUGGAUGCUCAGUGAGUCAGGGCAGUUGAUUUUUCCUGUGUGCACAGCUGGAAUUGCCAAGCUGGGAGCUGUUGUGGGGGAUGCAGGAUGUAAACAGCCCCUGUGCCGUGGCUGCUGGGUUAGCACAUCUGCUUGCAGGAGUAAAUGUUGUUGGUUUGACCGUGUUAAAGGUUGGAAAGAAUUUUGUUAAAUGCUUAAGAAAAUAGGAGAUAAUGAAAGCAUAAAUCUUGGAGGGUGUGGGAGCACGAGUGGAAGUGGAAAGGGGUGAAGAUAUGUGUAUAUGAAGAUGCUAUAUGCAUUUAUGUAUCUUAAGUUCUUAAAGUAGGAAGUGUCUUGUAUUUUACUUACAGGCACCUUUUAGUCAAAAACCCCCUGAAAUUUAAUGCUUUGAUAAGAAAACUUUGACGAGAAAAAAGAUUUCAGUAAAAAGUUCUAGUGUUGAAACAACACUCUUCUGAAAUUCUGAUAAUCCCUAUAAAACUUUAAUACCUGUGGUUUACAUCCAGUGUUUAUGGUUGGUUUUUUUUUUUUACUUUCUAAACAAGGGAUCUACCAGGCAAGAGUUCUUGCUGUUAAUGGCACUUCAGUGUUUGCAGGAGAAUCUGCUUUUGGGGCUGCUCUCAAUUUGCUCAAAUUUGAAGUUGCUUUUUAAAUAGCUUCAGUGUAUUUCCUUUUUGUGGGUGAACCCUUCUGAGAAUUUUCUCUCUUUAAAUGACAAACUGGUGGCAUUCCCUACAUAUUGUCCUUUGGUGUCAUUAUGCAUUUCCAUAGAAAAUCAAGAACUUCCAGUAAGUUGCUAUUUAUUUUAAGAUAUCCCAUAAUUAAAAAAGCAUUUCAGCUGUUUGGCUCAUGAACUCGUAACUCACAUUGUGUGUCCCUUUGUCUGGGAUAUUCUGUGUCAUAUCCAAAAUUAAGAAGUGAAAUUAAAAAUUAAGAAGUGUAAUUCAGAAGCACUGGUGUGCAGAGAGCAGACUCGUGUUUCCUGUGGAAAUGUCAGGUCAGGAAAGGGGAGUGUUGUGUAUCAGAUUGCCAGAAUGAUUGAUUUGUGUCUGGUCUCUUCCCUGAUGAUCUGUCUGGCUGUUGGAGUCGGCAGCAAAGUUUUUCCGCUGCAAUUUUUGUAAUUAAGUAUUGUGGGCUAUUUUUAAUUUUAAUUAAUUCAGCAUAAUUCAAAGUGAUUUGCAGCACACCACAGUUUUAAUUCCAAAUGACUUAGACUUAACUAAUUCUUUUGAUUGAAAUACCUUUAAAUAAAAUAUGUUCCUAUUUCACUUGUCAGCUUUAUCUGGUAGUUGCUGAAGGAAGUGAUAUAAUUUCAAGCUUGGUUGUUUGUUUUUUUCUUUUAGUUUUCAAUCUGGUGCCUUUCUCCUGCUGGCAGCAGGAGUGGAGGUAUAGGAAUUAUCUGACUGUAUUUACUGAGCCCAAAUAACAGCAGCAGUUGAUAGGAAGGGACAGAUAGGCUGUUUGCAGGAGCUGGGGUGUGUUAGAGGCACAUAUAUAUUUCUUUGUGUUUAUACACACAGAGAGAAGGACAGACAGACACACAGAGGAGGGCCAUGGCAGUUGCUCAUGUGAUCGGAGCCCUUGUCCUCGCCGUUGGGAUUUAUGCAGAAAUUGAAAGACAGAAGUACAAAACUCUAGAAAGUGCCUUUCUAGCCCCAGCAAUUAUUUUAAUACUUUUGGGCAUUGUGAUGUUCCUGGUAUCCUUUGUGGGUGUACUGGCUUCUCUGAGAGACAAUUUAUGCCUUCUGCAAGCAUUCAUGUACAUCCUUGGUGUCUGCCUGCUGAUCGAGCUGACGGGCGGAGUGGUGGCCCUGAUCUUCAGGAACCAGACAAUCAAAUUUUUGAAUGAUAACAUUAGAAGAGGAAUUGAGAAUUACUAUGAUGAUUUAGACUUCAAGAACAUCAUGGAUUCUGUUCAAAAGCAGUUCAAGUGCUGUGGUGGAGAAGAUUAUAGAGAUUGGUCCCAGAACGUGUACCACAACUGUGCAGCUCCAGGACCUCUGGCUUGUGGGGUGCCCUACACUUGCUGCAUCAGAAACAAGACAGACAUUAUCAACACUAUGUGUGGAUACAAAACCAUUGACCAAGAGCGCUUGAGCAUUCAGCACAUUAUCUACGUCCGAGGGUGCACCAAUGCUGUGCUCAUUUGGUUUUUGGACAACUACAGCAUCAUGGCUGGUGUGCUGCUUGGCAUACUGCUGCCCCAGUUCCUGGGCGUGCUGCUGACGCUGCUGUACGUGACCCGGGUGGAGGACAUCAUCUCGGAGCACAAGCUGGGCCAGAGCCUCUUCGGGGACGCGCGCCGCGGGGCUGAGCCCGACUUCUCCGCGGCCGGCUGCUGCAUGUGCUACCCGGGCUGAGCCGGGAGCCCAAAACCUGCCAGGCCAGGCAAUCCCGGCUGCUCCGGGGCUGCUGCAGACUCUGGGGGUGCUGGAGCAGCCAGCAGCCGGCGGUGGGUGCGAGCCAGGACGCACCGGAGUGGCCCCGUGCGGGGCUUGGGACAAUAAAUUGCUCCUGGGUGAUUGCUGGGAGAUAACACAACCAAAAAACUGGAGAAGAUCUGAACUGGAUUCCUAGGAAGUGUCUUUGCGUCUCUGGAUGUGGUAUUUAAGUGUUUGUGCUUCUCCAGCUGUAUUUUCUUACUCCUUCCAGCGAGAUUUCUUACUGAUCCACACGGUGAAUAUGAAACCUGUGUUUAACAGUGGGGUUUUAUGCUAAUCAUGGUGAAUUUACUGACAAUAAUGGAUGUGAUGCUCAGUCUUCUGUGCCUUUCAAUAACGGGGCAAAUGCCAGUGUCAAAUCAGUCAGGUAAUGCUUGAUCUAUUUUUUAACGCAGUUUAUUACUGUGUGGCUUUUGUAUGAACUUACAGGAUGUUUGAGUCUUGGAUGUACUGUAUUUUUCCCCUUUCGUAAAUUAACUAGGUGAUUUAUGACUUUAUAUUUUUUUGGAGUUCUGUAUGUCAAGGUGUUUCUAAAAUUUAUUGUCGAAAUAAAACCAAUGAGUUGUUUUUUUCUUAAAAAAAAAACCAAAAAUACAUGGGUUUUGUUUUAAAUUAUUUUUAUUGUCUUAUGUAAGUUAAGCCUGUCCCUCAAAUGCUGAAUGAAAAGGUAGAAGUAGCAGGAGCUGUGAUUCUGGCUGUGGUUUUGGAGAGUCACUGAACAUCCAUUGCUUCUCUUAGUCCACCACGAGCUCUGGGGUUUUUGUUGGUGUUCCUGAGCAUUUCUGUGCAGUCUCUCCAGCCCCAGACAGGCCUGCAGGCAAAACGCAGGCAAAAACCUAAUUAUCAUUAAUAUCUCAAUUAAACCAAAGUCAGGAUGAGAAUAAAGCAGGUUUAUAUCCUGAAUAUAAAUCUCUUCCAAACACUCCACUAAGAAAAACAGGACAACAUCUGAUAUUAUUCUCUCCUUGCUGCUUUUUGUUGUUGUUUUUUAAAAAAAAAAAAAAUUCUUGUCCUGGACAUUUUCUGCUGCUUAACUCUCUGCCUUCACCAAGAAUUUCUUAGCAAACUUUGUGUGUUUCCAGGAGCCAAAAAAGACUCAUCCAGUUCUUGGGUGUUGCUGGUGGUUUCUAGGGACAGAGAUGCCAGUCCAGCAGGGGCAGUGGGAGGUCCACAGCACGCUCUAGCGUUGGGCCCUGCACUGCUCAAUGUUUAAUUGCUCCUUUUCACCCCAAUUCUCCUGGUCUCUGUCUUGAAUAAUGCGUUCUGGUAAGUUAAGAAGCAAGGUGUGUUUUAGGAGUGGGUUUGUGUGCAAGGAGAGGGAGGAUGGAGCUGACUGCAGGGGAAGGAUGGGAAAAUUGAGGCUGGAGUUGGUUUGUAGCAGGGACUGGGCUGGGAAGGUGGGAAUGACAAAGGUAGUUCUCCUUUGAUGACAAAAGUAAAUUGAUUUUUUUUUAAUAAAUUGAUUUUGUUUUUGGUAAAUGUGGGGGUGGUGUGAAAUAUGAGAUAGCCCAGAAACCAGGAGGUGGCACAAGUGUGGUUAAACUUCAGGUGGUUUAAAUGAAAUGGGGAGAGUAUUUUGGGAUACAAGAGAGCAAUUAUCCCUUAUGAAGAAAAUUUGUAGGCUGUACUGAAUUUUCAGCCAUCCCCAGUGUGAUUCACAGUGUUUGAAUGGUGUCACAAAGUAAACCCUGUGUGAUUUUGUUUAAUAAAUUAUUGAUUCAGAAA
Messenger RNA from Pyrgilauda ruficollis (rufous-necked snowfinch), 4784 nucleotides. It is a transcript of the gene TSPAN15, whose product is annotated as tetraspanin 15. The coding region runs from base 2172 to 2978 and encodes 268 amino acids. Gene Ontology annotation, cellular component: membrane. The transcript is spliced from 8 exons. NCBI's taxonomy places the organism in Eukaryota, Metazoa, Chordata, Aves, Passeriformes, Passeridae. The record is from RefSeq and is a predicted model, not a curated record.